AUGGAAGCAUUCCAGACCACCAUCUUUGCAGAAGCGGGGAUCAGUGAAACAGAAAUCUUGGAAACCUCAAAAUUGGGUUUGCCAGAAGAAGAAGGGUCUUCAUUACUGUCCCUUCGGGAGCGGUUUCGCACAGUGGGCGCUGCUGCCAACCCGACUGCCUUGAGGCAAGCAAUGCAAAGCCAUCCAGAACCAAUGCUAGCAAUGCAAGGAAUCUUACAAAAGUGCACUGCUGCUACGCCUGCUGUUGUGAGCAGGCAAGCAAGCACAAGCACAAACACAACAGACAAACAGGAUGAUGUCAUCGCAUACGGUGGCUUGCAUUUUGAAGGUGGCCUGGCCUUGGAUGCUUCCUACACUCAAAUGGCUUCCACCAAUGCCGAUGAGAUUCAAUGGGGACGCAUCUGUCUUGGUGGGCUUCACUUAGGUGCAGCUUUUGCAAUCACUUUUGGAAGUGUCCCUACCAAUGACCCGGCUGCAGUUCCCUGUGUUUAUUGGUGGGCCGAGAUUGAUCUUCCUCUUCUGGUACUCCCUUUUUCUUAUUCCAUAGGCAUUGGAGCCAAUGGUUUGACUAUGGCUGAACUGGGUCUUCUUGGGUUUGGCCUCAGUGUCGGCCUUGGAGGUUCCAUGUGUGGUGUCUUUGCUGUCUGA
Molecule: messenger RNA, 648 nt
Organism: Seminavis robusta
Lineage: Eukaryota; Bacillariophyta; Bacillariophyceae; Naviculales; Naviculaceae
Source: the annotation of a GenBank genome assembly